Belonocnema kinseyi is the source of this 594-nucleotide messenger RNA. RefSeq names its product activity-regulated cytoskeleton-associated protein-like. Gene Ontology annotation, biological process: positive regulation of AMPA receptor activity; modulation of chemical synaptic transmission. The coding region runs from base 1 to 594 and encodes 197 amino acids. The record is from RefSeq and is a predicted model, not a curated record. Lineage: Eukaryota; Metazoa; Arthropoda; Insecta; Hymenoptera; Cynipidae. The transcript has a single exon. Gene Ontology annotation, molecular function: mRNA binding.
AUGGCCAGGAGGGUCAUCGAACAGCCGCUAACACCAGAAAACGUGGCCUUGCCAGCACCACCACCUGCCGCCGCCAAAUGGCGCGCCAUUAUCCGGGCCUUCAGAAAGCCAGACGUUUCAGUGCCAACAUUCGCCGGGUCGGACCAUGAAGACCCCGACACUUUCAUCAGCCAAUGUGAGAUGUAUUUUACGGAAGCUGCCAUCGAUUCAUCUCUCUGGUCAAGAAUGGUCAACAAAUGCCUUACGGAUAAGGCAUCAAAGUGGUACGAGGUGUACCGAGGACUUAUCCUUCCCUGGGCCAAGUACAAGUCACUGCUCCGGCAACACUUCGCCGGAGUGACAGCGCUCAACAAACUACAGAUCAAGCUGUACGCCGGAAAGCAGGAGGAGAAGAAAGCUGUGGGAGUCUUCCCACAGAAAAAGUAUCUGUUGGCUCACCGGAUGCUUCCAACAGCAACAGAAGAACAGAUCACCGGCCUACUACUCGAGUCCCUCAUACCGAGCAUCAGAAAGGUUUUGAGGGCAGCCGUGAUCACAUCGUUUGAUGACCUGGUAGAGAAGGCUCUACAGGCUGAGCCUGACGAAGCCGAUUAA